This is a messenger RNA of Periophthalmus magnuspinnatus, 2959 nucleotides long. RefSeq names its product IQ motif and Sec7 domain ArfGEF 3a (gene iqsec3a). Lineage: Eukaryota; Metazoa; Chordata; Actinopteri; Gobiiformes; Gobiidae. The transcript is spliced from 12 exons. Gene Ontology annotation, molecular function: guanyl-nucleotide exchange factor activity; protein binding. Gene Ontology annotation, biological process: regulation of ARF protein signal transduction; actin cytoskeleton organization. The record is from RefSeq and is a predicted model, not a curated record. The coding region runs from base 48 to 2855 and encodes 935 amino acids.
CAUCCGACUAUGAGCUCUCACUUGACCUCAAAAAUAAGCAGAUCGAAAUGUUAGAGCAGAAGUACGGCGGGCAUUUCAUCUCACGCCGUGCCGCCUGCAAGAUCCAGACAGCCUUCCGCCAGUACCAGCUCAGCAAGAACUUUGAGAAGAUCCGCAACUCCCUCCUGGAGAGCCGGCUGCCUAGGCGGAUUUCCAUGCGCAAAGUCCGAGUCCCCAACACCGAGGGCUUCUCUGCUGAAAGAGCCCUGGCUGAAGGUUGCAACCUGGCAGGCAUACCCCUUGUGCGCUCCCCCUCGCUGCCCGCCACAGUGGGAGGCACCCUGACCGACCUAGAAGAUUCCUUUACAGAGCAAGUCCAGUCACUGGCCAAGUCUAUAGAUGAUGCUCUGAGCAACUGGAGUCUCAAGACAAUGUGCUCUUUGCAGGAAGGAGGUGGAUAUCAAUUUACUUCGGACGCAACUGGUGGAGGAGAAGGUGGCGAAUCGCAAGGUCCUACAGAUCCAAGUGAACUGUCGAGAAGUGCCAGCAAGCUGAUGAUGGCCAUACGAGACGUGACUGUUCAGAUAGACAACCAGAACAUCACGGUUUCAUCAUCUGUGGUGGAGACAUCAGCUUCAGUAAACCUGACUAGCUGCACACAACAACAAGCUACUUCAACACCCAUGCCAGCUUCCACGGCUCAAGAGGAACCACCCCCUCCUCCUCCACCUGAAGUCCUAGUGAAAACUACAGUCCCACCACCUCCACCCCAAGAACCUCCACCCCCUCCCCCGGAAACAGAGAUAGCCGAUAUAGAUGAACAAGAUGUAGAGUUUCCCGCUCCACCUCCCAGCGAAGAAGAGCUGGAACAACCCCCUUUGACACCUCUAGAUAAAAUCCCUCCAGUGGAAGACAUAGUAAUCCCUGCUCCACCUCCACCACCCCCCGUACAACCACUCCAAGCCCCUCCGACUACAGCCACACACCAGCAGCCUGUCCCGGGGCACUCUCCGGUGGUAGAGACUCUGGAGGUGAAGAGGUGUAGCUCGGAGAUGGCAGAUAACAGUUCAGAACAGAUGAGCAGUAGUAGCGCGUCAACAGAGGCGCGAUCCACGUCAGAGGCUUCGUCGAAAGAGGCUCUGCAGGCCAUGAUCCUGAGCCUCCCCCGGUACCACUGUGAAAACCCGGCCAGCUGCAAGUCGCCCACGCUGUCCACUGACGUCAUGAGGAAGCGCCUGUACCGCAUCGGGCUCAACCUCUUCAACGUGAACCCGGACAAAGGCCUGCAGUUCCUAAUUUCCAGAGGCUUCAUCCCGGACACUCCCAUCGGUGUGGCCCACUUCCUGCUGCAGAGGAAGGGCCUGAGCCGCCAGAUGAUCGGAGAGUUCCUGGGAAACAGCAAGAAGCCGUUCAACAGAGAUGUGCUUGACUGUGUCGUGGAUGAGAUGGACUUCUCUGGCAUGGAGUUAGACGAAGCACUGAGGAAGUUUCAGGCUCACAUUCGAGUUCAAGGAGAAGCUCAGAAGGUGGAGCGGCUAAUUGAGGCUUUCAGCCAGCGGUACUGCAUGUGUAACCCAGACAUCGUGCAACAGUUUCACAAUCCAGACACCAUUUUCAUCCUGGCCUUUGCCAUCAUUCUGCUCAACACCGACAUGUACAGCCCCAAUAUCAAACCUGACCGAAAGAUGCUACUGGAGGAUUUCAUACGCAACUUACGAGGUGUGGAUGAUGGGGCGGACAUCCCCAGAGACAUGGUGGUGGGGAUCUAUGAGAGGAUCCAGCAGAGGGAGUUACGCUCCAAUGAGGACCACGUCACCUACGUCUCCAAAGUGGAGCAGUCUAUCGUGGGCAUGAAAACGGUGCUGUCUGUGCCUCACCGCAGACUGGUGUGCUGCAGCCGUCUGUUUGAGGUGACAGAUGUCAGCAAACCCCAGAAACAGGCAGCUCAUCAGAGAGAAGUCUUCCUCUUCAACGAUCUGAUUGUGAUCUUGAAGUUAUGUCCAAAAAAGAAGAGCUCUGCCGCAUACACUUUUUGCAAAGCCAUGGGCCUACUUGGCAUGCAGUUCCAUCUUUUUGAAAAUGAAUAUUACCCCCAUGGCAUCACCAUCCUUUCACCAUUUGGUUCGGACAAGAAGCAGGUUUUUAACUUCUGUGCACAGAGCGCGGAGGAGCUGCUCAAGUUUGUUGAGGAUCUAAAAGAGUCCAUUGCAGAGGUGUCAGAGAUGGAGCAGAUACGCAUUGAGUGGGAACUGGAGAAACAGCAGGGGGCGAAGGCUCACACGGUGAAAAAUGGAACACAACUUGAGCUUCGUGGCAAACAACCCUCUCCAUCAGGGCAGCGGGAGGUAGAUGACAGAAGUGGACACAAUGCGAUGGAGGUGUCAAUUCACAACAGGCUUCAGACGUACCAGCUCAGCAGCAGCACGGCUCGGACUCCCGAGAGCGCGGCCCUUCUUAACCACCAGGGGGAGCUGCUCUUCCAGCAGGGCCUGAGCCACCGACAGCAUCCACAGCUGCAGACUGCGACCAGCACCCCCUGUCACACUGUCCCCCUGCAGCACCAGCCCGCCGUCAGCCUGGUGGACCUGCGGCCCGACGCGCUCAUCCAGUGUCAACAGAUUGUCAAAGUCUUCAUGCUGGACAACAGCGGACAUGGCCGCGUGGAGGCGUUCCUCAGCCAGACCCCCACACACCGCCACUACCAGCACCAGCUCAGCCAGUCCGCCAUGUCUACCCCAGUGCGCUCCCCUGAUGGAGGGCACCAGCCGCCUCUGCCUCCCCCUCCUCCACCCUAUAACCACCCUCACCAGUACAUACCCCCGGAUCCACGCCUCAGUUUGCACCGGACCCCUAGCGGCUCGCGGAGUAUGGUGUAAAUAACCCCUCAAAACACAUGGACUCCUCACUACCUAGAACUAGUGCAUAAUGUACAUAUAUAUACAUACAAAAAGGAAGAGCUAUUAUAAAAAAGAUAAUGUCA